UUUUGACAGUUACUAAAAGUGACAGCUGGUCUGGUACUGAUACUGGUAAAAAUCGAGGUUAAUUUUGUUCUGUUAUUUUGUGCAUCUUGUUCUUAUAAAAGGAACAAUUUUAUUUACAUCAGUCACUUAGAACAAUUUUUCAUAGGCAAUUUUAUUAAUAAACAAUGGCAUCAAAAGUCACUUUCAAAAUCACUUUGACAUCAGAUCCAAAGUUGCCCUUUAAAGUACUGAGCGUGCCGGAAAAUACACCUUUUACGGCGGUGUUAAAGUUUGCUGCGGAGGAGUUCAAAGUAACCCCAGCUACGUCAGCAAUAAUAACUGACGAUGGUGUGGGAAUUAAUCCACAGCAAACAGCGGGAAACGUCUUUUUGAAGCAUGGCUCAGAACUUAGACUAAUACCCAGAGAUCGUGUUGGUGGAAUUAGUUGACUAUAGAUAGAAAAUAAUUAUAAUAAACAAAUGAAAUAAUUUUAUUUUAAUAUUCCGUUAAAUUUAUUCUUCACUACGACCUUAAAAUAAAUAUCCAUUUCUUAAAA
Leptopilina heterotoma is the source of this 535-nucleotide messenger RNA. RefSeq names its product ubiquitin-fold modifier 1 (gene Ufm1). The coding region runs from base 165 to 428 and encodes 87 amino acids. The record is from RefSeq and is a predicted model, not a curated record. Gene Ontology annotation, biological process: protein K69-linked ufmylation. Lineage: Eukaryota; Metazoa; Arthropoda; Insecta; Hymenoptera; Figitidae. The transcript has 4 exons. Gene Ontology annotation, cellular component: cytoplasm; nucleus.